Cephus cinctus (wheat stem sawfly) is the source of this 1334-nucleotide messenger RNA. It is a transcript of the gene Snup, whose product is annotated as snurportin-1. Gene Ontology annotation, biological process: snRNA import into nucleus. The record is from RefSeq and is a predicted model, not a curated record. Lineage: Eukaryota; Metazoa; Arthropoda; Insecta; Hymenoptera; Cephidae. The coding region runs from base 141 to 1139 and encodes 332 amino acids. The transcript has 5 exons. Gene Ontology annotation, cellular component: nucleus; cytoplasm.
AAUUCUUACCUCUUGCUUUUUGCAUUAUAAAGGAAAAAAGAAGAAUUAAAGAACUUAAUUUCACUGAACCCGCGAACAUAGUUUUUCUGUUCGCAAAUAAAAGGCAGUGCGCAAAGUACCAGUCGGUAGUAACGUGCGUUAUGGCGGCAGAGUUUACCGAUCUGUCAGCCGACAGUAGCAAAAGAGGCAGUGUUAAUCCUCGAGUGUCGCUUUACAAGAAACCAAUAAAGAAAGAUAAUUACAGACUAGAGGUCGACAAUUACGAUACUCCACAAGAAAUUAGACGUCAGCGUUUAUUGUUCUACCAAAAAAAAAGUCGGGAUGCCUUAUUUAAUGCCGGACGAACAAUCCUCGAGGAGGUACUCAAUUCAGACGAAGAAAAUGAGGAAAUGGAAGUUGAUAAACAGAGGCGGACGAUUAAAAGAAGUCAUUACUAUGCAAAUCAGUUAAUGAUGUCAGAAUGGAUGUUCGAAGUACCACAGGAUUAUUUGGAAAAAUGGGUGAUGGUUCCCUGUCCUGUGGGUCGAAGAUCGUUUGUGAUAGCUUGCAAAGGUGAAACGAAAGCAUAUAAUAGAAGAGGCAUGAGGCUUGGACGGUUUAAAUCUGCACUUCCUGGAGGCAAUUCCAAUGAGCAUAAGAGCAGUUGUACUAUAUUAGAUUGUAUCUGGAUAAAAGAGAUGAAAAUGUACUUUGUUUUAGAUAUAUUGGCAUGGUCUAAUCAGCCUCUUCUCAACUGUGAUACAGAGUUUAGAUUCUUUUGGCUGAAGUCACAACUUAAUGAAAUUCAAGAACUGAAGGAGCAAAAUACACUAAGGAACACCUAUCCUAUUAUUCCAUUACCAAACACUUCCUGUGAUUCGAAUAUUUAUGAAUUUUUGACAAGUUUAUCUACAUUACCUCCAUUGGAUGGACUUUUAUUUUAUCAUCGAGAAGGACAUUACACUAAGGGACGAACACCACUUGUUACUUGGUUGAAACCAUUUAUGCUUCCUGAAGUUCUUGGAGUUCUAGUACCUCCGCCAUUCGAUGAGAAACCUGAAGGAUACAUUGAUUUUAAACAUUAUGUUUUAAGUAAUUCGUCAAAAGGAAAAAGAAAAACAUCUGUGGAUAGCAAUAUGGAAACUGCAGACGUUGAAUGAAUAUCAGUCAGAAAAUAUUAUUGACCAAACAAGAAUGUACAGGACAUAAAUAAGUUAAUGGUUUAUCAUGAAUGUGAACUACUUUAAAACAAAACGGAUAUAUAAUUUCAUGAAAUUGACGAAUGACGAAUGACUGGCAAAAACGAUAUUGUAUUUUAUAACGAAGCAAACUAAAUAAAACAGCUGAAACAAUAA